Messenger RNA from Cajanus cajan (pigeon pea), 1149 nucleotides. The record is from RefSeq and is a predicted model, not a curated record. NCBI's taxonomy places the organism in Eukaryota, Viridiplantae, Streptophyta, Magnoliopsida, Fabales, Fabaceae.
GAAGGGAAGAUAGGUUUUUGUUAAGAUGGUGGAGAUGUAAGCACUAGGUAAGAGGAAGAGGAAGAGGAAGAGGAGAAUAAUAAUAAUAAUAAUUAAUAAAAGCUUAGGUGGGUGAAUGAAAGAAAAGAAGUUAGGGGCGCCGAUAGAUGCCAUGCGAGGGCUGGAGGCACACCCAUAGAAUACAACAUAACAUUCUUCUUUUUCUCUUCCAUUCCUUUCCUUUCAUUUCCUCUACUCAACACAAUGCUGCGUAAGCUCGUAUCAGGGCCACGCAAGCACAAACCUGGCACCGUCCCCGUUUACCUCAACGUCUAUGAUCUCACUCCAAUUAAUGGCUAUGCCUAUUGGCUUGGCCUUGGUGUCUACCAUUCCGGAGUUCAAGUUCAUGGUGUUGAAUAUGGUUUUGGUGCCCACGAGCACGACACGACGGGAAUUUUUGAAGUGCAACCCAAACACUGCCCUGGCUUCACUUUCAGAAAGUCGAUUUUCAUUGGAACAACGGAUCUGGGGCCCAAAGAUGUUAGGGUGUUCAUGGAGAAGCUCGCUCAAGAGUACUCUGGCAACACCUAUCAUCUCAUCUCCAAAAAUUGCAACCACUUCUGCAAUCAUGUUUGCCUCAAAUUAACGGCAAACUCAAUCCCUCGAUGGGUCAACCGUCUUGCUCGACUUGGUCUUCUUUGCAACUGUGUUCUCCCCCCUGGACUAAAUGACACAAAGGUUCCGCAAGUUACAUCAGAGAGGGUUCAGGAAGGAGAAAAGAGGAAAGUGAGAAGUCAGUCCUGCAGGUACGAGGGUUCCUCCAAUUCUUCAUUGCCUAGAGGUUCGGCAAUUAAAAGUAGUAGCCAAAGACAUUGUCUUCCUCCAUCUUCAUCUUUGAUUAAUGCUUCUUCGGCCUCAACCUUAACAGUGAAGUAAAGCUUUGAUUGAUAUAGGGGUUUAGAAUUGCGUAAGCAACCCAAGAUGAGCAAGGAAGAAAAUUGUUUGUUUGCUCUGUCUCUCUGUUCUGUUGUAUAUCUGUCUUAGUUUGUCAAUUAGCUGAGUGGUUGCUCUAUUUUGUCUCAUUUUGUUGUAACUUGCUGUCUUUAAAUCUACUGUUUUGUGCUUAUGUAUUCUUAAAUCUUGAUUAAUUACAUUAGUGGAUGCAGCAUA